UUUGUUUUGCCGCCCGUCACCGCAUAUGCGGAGAGCCCUGACGAAUCUUCUUCCUUCCGCGCUCUAAACUAGAUCCACUGGUGGAUAAUAGUUCUCUGAUACAGCUUCGAAAGUUAGCAACUUGGCUUGAGAAAUGUCAGAUUCGCAACCUAGCUCAACUUCUUCUACCGGCGGCAAGUCUGAUAGUGGAUAUAUUCCUGGAGAUGACACAUGGACCCAAUGGCGCAAUAUAUUUGCUAUCUUGACGGGAAAGAUGACGGAUGAGGGAAAGGAACAGUUCCGGAUUGCACGAGAUAUCCGCAAUGAAGCCGCAGAUUGCAAGCGCUGCGAAGAUCAAAGAGACUACCUAUUACAGUACAGUCCGAUCAUACGGUUUUUGAGCGACAAUAUUCGACAGCUAGGGGGCGAUCUUUCCAGUCACAAUAUCUAUUGCCGCCGCUGUACGAGCAGAAAGGCUGGGGGCUUUGAUCCGGAAUAUGGCAUCUUGGUUUGCGCGAACGAGAUGAAGGACCAAGGGCAUCUGGAGGACACAAUGGCACAUGAGAUGGUCCAUGCAUAUGACCACCUAAGGUUUAAGGUGGACUGGUCGGAUAAUCUGAGGCAUGCAGCUUGCACAGAGAUCCGAGCAAGCUCACUUAGUGGUGAAUGCAGAUGGGCGCGAGAAUUCUUCAGACGCGGUCAGUGGAAGUUCACGCAACAACAUCAAGAGUGUGUAAGAAGAAGGGCCAUCUUGUCAGUAAGAGCUAGACCUGGAUGCAAGGAUGAAGCCCAUGCGGAGAAAGUGGUCAAUGAGGUUUGGGACAGCUGUUUCAGAGACACGCGGCCCUUCGACGAGAUUUACCGUUGAGACUCGUGGUUUUCUUACGAAGAUACGUCAAGCCUACCCUACCUGUCUGAUUUUGUCCAUGAAAUCUGCGCUCUGCAAUGUAUUAUACUCAAGUUCAGGAUGUUACAAAUAGAAGAUACCAGAUGACGCCGAGCUAAGAGCCCUGAUGGUUCAGAUCUUCGAAAAAAAAAGGGGGAAAGAAAAAAAGCACAAAGCACCUUCCAACUCCAUGCACACAGGCUGAAAUGAACUGACUGACAAGGAAAGGAGGUACAACACCCUAACUCCAAAAAUGCAUGGGUCUUACCAUCAUGCUUUGACUUCCUUUGAAGAACCAGAACUCCGUUUCGUGACCCGGUCAUCCUUCAAGCAAUGUUUAAGGAUCCAGGGAUGUCGCUGGAUCUCAUCAAGGGAAAUACGCUUGUCUGGGUCGAGAACGAGCAA
Molecule: messenger RNA, 1270 nt
Organism: Aspergillus novofumigatus IBT 16806
Lineage: Eukaryota; Fungi; Ascomycota; Eurotiomycetes; Eurotiales; Aspergillaceae
Product: mitochondrial inner membrane protease ATP23
Exons: 3
Coding region: 134-847 (237 amino acids)
Biological process (GO): mitochondrial protein processing; mitochondrial proton-transporting ATP synthase complex assembly
Cellular component (GO): extrinsic component of mitochondrial inner membrane
Molecular function (GO): metalloendopeptidase activity
Source: RefSeq, a predicted model, not a curated record